Physella acuta is the source of this 3162-nucleotide messenger RNA. RefSeq names its product mucin-2-like. The record is from RefSeq and is a predicted model, not a curated record. Lineage: Eukaryota; Metazoa; Mollusca; Gastropoda; Physidae.
ACGUGGUGUCUGACCUGGUACAUAAUUUUAAAGGUGACAUGGGUCAGUGGCUCUCGUGAAAUUAUGGGAUAUGUGAUAACACAUUUGUAGCAGACGACAUAUAUAUUUUAACAAGAUCGCUGUUUUGUUGUGUUAAUUUUUAGCUUAGCUAAGAAAAAAAGAUUAGUCAAGAUUUUCAAUUUUCGGAAGUUGGGAUUUUUUCAUCGUCAAAAAUAUCAACAAAGUGAUAAUACUUCGAUUUUAUGAGAAGUAUCCGGAUACGAUGAUACGGAUUCUAGGGUUAACUGGGAGAUGACAUGCGCAGACGCCCUCUUGGAGCAAGUGAUAAAACGUCACUUCCUGUUGUUCUCGCUCUACUUGUUUGCACCACGUGAUUUAAAAAGAGCCAAUCCAUGGCCAGCUACGCCUGGAGCGUAUUGUUAUUGUUGCCUUUUGUUUUAAUAGCAGAACUGAUACCACGUGUGGCGGCCGCGUGUAAUGUCACACUGACGUCUGUCAAGGUAGAACUGCCACCUGUCUCUGUCAGUGGCAUCUGUCAUGACGGCUCCGGGGUGGCACUUGUCAUCGCCUGCGGAGAUGUCAUCUGGGUAGAGAAGGUUCCAGAUUUAUGUAGGCGUGGCCAGAAUCAUGGAGCAGCUCAAAUGCGUCGCGCCCUGCCCGCCCCCACCGUCACCAUACAGCUGGUCCAGGGUGACGCGGUGCUGGACGCCGCCAGGGUCAACGUGACCCAGACCUCCAGACAGUACAACAUACUGGUGGUGGGCCAGCAAAAUACCAGGUUUGUGUUGAGCCUAGAGAGCCAGUGUAUAGCCCCGCACACUGAAGACAGCAGCCCCAACAGUGGUGAGGCGAGCUCCGACUUUUUACCCAGCACAAUCAACAUGGCCGCCAGCGGGGACUCCAAGAUCCGACUCCCCAGCCGACUUCCGGAAUUCGUGCAUAAAAAUAAACUCCUACGACCUAAUGACAGUGUAGCUCCCGUGUCAAGGCCGACGACCAAAAGGUCGCAAACUGUAACAACAAGUAAAAAAUCACAAACUGUUACAACAAGUAAUAGGUCACAAAGUGUAACAUCAAGCAAAAGGUCACAAACUGUAACAAGUAGAAAGUCGCAAAGCGUAACAAGCAAAGACAAAAAUAGAUUCGCCACGACUUUUCCGGGCGACGUCACGACGUCACCGACACGUGAACGUGCAACCCAGGUGACGUCGCCGGACAAUCCUGCGAGUCUGGAACUGGACAAGCUCAAGUGGAUGGAGGACCAGCGUCAGCUGUUCGAGCUGCGCAGAGAGACGGUGCGCAGGUUGUACCCCGGGGACGGGGACUACAACGACUACAGCCCGGGGGGCGAUGACGUCACUUCCACACACACGACUCAUGUUCCUGUCACCCCACCACAGGACCCUCCCCACCUCCGGUCUACAACUCCAGCAACAAUUUUACUCAAACCGGAAGUGAAGCAAGUAAUUAAUCUAAAGACAAAAAAUCAAUUAAAAUCUCAAUUAGAUGCCGCCAUAUCCGCUCAAGUGAUUAAGCCAGCACAUAUAUCCUUUCGUACACUUAAUAACCCAAGUGGUGAGGCUUUCAUACCACGUGAUAUCACCACGUGGUUACCCCAAGAAGACAGCCGAAUUUCCGUUUCUAAAAAUGAAACGGCGGACUUUGUGUUUCUUAACGCUCCGCAGUCGACAGAUGGUACAGCAUUAUCCCAACGCGGUGUGACGUCAUCCCCACUCAACAACGAAGACGCCGGUGUUGUGACGUCAUCGCCGCUCACCAACGAAGAUACUGAUGUUAUGACGUUAUCACCGCUCACUAAAAAAGACGGUGGCGUCAUGAAGUCAUUACCACUCACCAACGAAGCUCUGACAGAAGCUGACUCCAACAACGUCGCUUUGUUUUUUUCUGGGCUGCUGGCCAAUUCCGAAAAUGUUUCGUCGGUCGCCGCGGAGAUCGUUCCGGAACCAACUUCCGGUUCGUCCAAUCCCGGAAGUGGAACAGAAGUAUUAAUCACGGGCACCACUGGGGAAGUGACGUCACCCGUGUCAAACCUGCCUACGUCAUCGCACCCACAAACAACAGUCAGCGACUCGGACACUUCGCCACUAGAGGUCACCACGACCCUCCCAACGCCAUCGACAACACAAGUGACGUCAACAACGAGACUACAGGAUCCUGUUACGUCAGCGGGAACCUCUACAACCACACAGACGACUCAUACUACUCCUACGACUACGAUACCUACUACUGUUACACGAACGACUACGAUACCGACUACUGUUACACGAACGACUACGAUACCGACUACUGUGACAUCAACUACUACAACACCGACUACCAGGACGUCCAUUACAAGCGCGCAGACGACAUAUAUAUCCUCGACAUUGUCCGGGACACGUCAAUCUUCAACAACUUCCGCAGUCACCACAUCCACACCAUCACCACAAGCGGAACCUUCGACAUCACCAUCCCAGACCUCGUCGCCUCUAGAACCCAUCUCCCCCACACUCCCCCACACAGACCCCACAACCCCACCCUUCCCAUUCUUCACCCUCCCCUUCCCCACCAACCUCCCCAGCGGCGUAUCCACCAACACCAACACUUCCAGCAGCGACGACGCCAUCAACGACGACGCGGUCUGGCCUGUAGUUGCCGCCCUAGUCGUGGGGAUUCCUGCGGUCAUCGUCAUCGGAAUUGCCGUCGUCGUCAUCCAGCGCAGAAGUCAACCCACUCUAGGCAGGUCUUUCCAAAUGAGGAAGUUACCAAACAACAGCACGCCAAAAUUAUCGGUCAGCAGUGACACCAUUAGGUCCACCAUGAUGCAUUCUACGUCCAUCGAUGUAUGAGGUUCGAUCAUUUAGACCCUAAAACAUUUUCAGCACCAUUGCGUUUGUCUGCAGUAUAAAAACUAAACUGGAUUCUAAAGUUUCUGAGAUUUAGUAUAGACACGAAAAAUGGACUGAGACUUGAGGUAAAGCUCAGUUAAAUUGGUUGCCUUCCUAAAGGUCUUCAACGGCAUAAAAGAGAUUUUAAUUUUAUAAAAGCAAUGGCUGUAGUGGUUCUGCAGAAGAAAGAAAAUAGACAUCAACAAAUUCAUAUUAAGUAAAAUGUGAGGAUUUUUACAAACUGUGAUUUUUAAAAGUGUGAUAUGAAAAACCAAGA